Aedes aegypti (yellow fever mosquito) is the source of this 1178-nucleotide messenger RNA. RefSeq names its product pupal cuticle protein 20. Gene Ontology annotation, molecular function: structural constituent of chitin-based larval cuticle. The record is from RefSeq and is a predicted model, not a curated record. The coding region runs from base 176 to 1027 and encodes 283 amino acids. Gene Ontology annotation, cellular component: chitin-based extracellular matrix. NCBI's taxonomy places the organism in Eukaryota, Metazoa, Arthropoda, Insecta, Diptera, Culicidae. The transcript is spliced from 4 exons.
UAUAAAGCAUCGGUUUAGGUCGAAGGAGUACAUUCCGAAUUGUGCUUUCCGUUGUGUAACCAAGUGUAGUCCUGCGGUGGAAUACAUAAGGAUAUCGUUCAGCAAGCAGGGUUGAUCUCAGGAUCUGUGCAGGAUAUUUUGCGAAGUGAUAACGUGGAAAAAGCAGCUGUUCAAAAUGAAAAUAAUCCUGUUGAGUACCCUUGUGGCGGUAUGUUCUUGUGCUCGAUUGGACAACAACUAUCUACCUCCGCCCGGAGCUGCCUCGUCUGGAGGUGGUCCAGGACUGACGGCACCUGCUCCCGGAGGUAGACCCGCUGGAGGCCACGGCGGCGGUGGUGGUGGUGGAUUCGGUGGACGACCAGGUGGUGCUGGAGGUGCUCCGGCGCGACCAUCUACGGCUUAUGGUCCACCAGCCGGUGGAUUCGGCGGUGGUGCUCCGUCGUCUUUCGGAGGUGGUGCUCCAUCAUCCGGUGGAUUUGGAGGUGCUGCUCCUGCUCCAGCCGCCCCAGCAGGCCCACCAAUUCCGAUCAUUUCCUACGAAAACGUAAACAACGGAGAUGGCAGCUAUAAAUUCAGUUACGAAACUGGUAACGGAAUCAAGGCCCAAGAGCAGGGUGAGCUGAAAAACAAGGGUUCCGAUAACCAAAUCCAAUCGGUUCAGGGAUCGUACUCGUACACUUCUCCGGAAGGACAGGUCAUCUCGCUAACCUACGUUGCCGACGAAAAUGGAUUCGUUCCCCAGGGUGAUCAUCUGCCAACUCCUCCGCCAAUUCCGGAAGAAAUUCUCAAGGCUCAACAGGAACAUGCUGCCGCUCAUGCAAGUGCUGCCGCUGCUGGAGCUGGUGCUGGUGCUGGAUCUGGAGGCCAUGGAGGUGGUGCCGGGGCAGGAGGAUAUCCAUCGACUGGAUCAGGACCAGCGCAAGGAGCUGGUUAUCCUUCCGGAGGACCAUUGGCCAAUGCACGACCCGGAACUGGACGUCCAUCGGGAAGCGGAUCAUUCAGUCCUCAGUCCGGUUACAAAUACUAGAAAAUUUUUUGCAUUUAGUCAAAUAUGAACGAGUGAAACAGACUUGGAUCUGAGUGAGUUUAACGGGAAAUCGCUUAAUCUGUAAAUAUGGAGCAAAACUGGCGGAGCAAAUAAAAACGAAAAAUAAAAGUCACGGUGAUGUGUGAAUGAA